Molecule: messenger RNA, 1720 nt
Organism: Impatiens glandulifera
Lineage: Eukaryota; Viridiplantae; Streptophyta; Magnoliopsida; Ericales; Balsaminaceae
Product: tryptophan aminotransferase-related protein 2
Exons: 5
Coding region: 47-1408 (453 amino acids)
Biological process (GO): amino acid metabolic process
Molecular function (GO): transaminase activity; carbon-sulfur lyase activity
Source: RefSeq, a predicted model, not a curated record
AGAGCCCAGAGGAAUAUUGUUUUUCAAUACCUUUCCCCUGUUUCUGAUGGCGGAUAAGAAGAAACCAUUGUCAAGGCACGUUUUGAUUCUAUCUCUGUCACUGAAUAUUGGAUUGAUUCUGAGGCUUCUAUAUGUUGACGAGAACUGGGAAGCAGAAAGGGGUAUUCAUGCUGCUUUCUGCAUGGAGGACAAUCAUCAGCAAACAGGGGGAGCUUCAAAGCUAGAAAUCUACAGUCAGGUGAUCGGAAAGAUGAAGUCAGUGUCUUCUUCCAUAUCCCCUAGCUAUGAUACUCGCAUGCAAGUGGAAAAUCGAGAUAGAAUUGUCAACUUAGACCAUGGUGAUCCAACAAUGUAUCAGAGUUUCUGGGAACAAAUGGGGGACAAGACUACAGUAGUCAUUAAUGGAUGGAACUUCAUAAGUUAUUUCUCUGAUGCAAAAAACCUUUGCUGGUUUGUGGAGCCGGAUUUUGUAAGGGCAGUUGUUAGAUUGCACAAAUUGGUUGGAAAUGCUAUAACCCAAGGUCGACAUAUUGUCGUGGGAACAGGAUCUUCACAACUUUAUCAGGCUGCUAUUUAUGCUUUGAGUCCAAAUGAAUCGCCAGAUCCCAUGAGCGUUGUUUCUGCUGCACCGUAUUACUCUUCUUACCCACUAAUGACAGACUUCCUAAAGUCUGGGCUUCACAAAUGGGCUGGUGAUGCACAAAACUUUAGCAAAAGCGGUCCUUACAUUGAACUUGUAACAACGCCAAAUAAUCCGGAUGGUUCUACAAGGGGAGCUGUGGUCAACAGGAAUGAAGGACUUCUAGUUCAUGACUAUGCUUACUUCUGGCCACAAUAUACCCCAAUUUCUUUUGUGGCAGAUGAAGAACUCAUGCUUUUUACUGUCUCGAAAAGCACAGGCCAUGCAGGGACACGAAUUGGCUGGGCUGUGGUUAAGGAUGAGGAAGUUGCAAGAAAAAUGACCAAGUAUAUAGAGCUGAACACCAUAGGAGUAUCCAAAGAAUCUCAGAUUCGAGCAGCCAAGAUUUUGAAUGUUGUGGCCGAUACCUAUGACGAACUUGGCAACCCUAAAGAGGAUGCAUUCUUUGAGCAUGGCUACAGAAUAAUGACAAAAAGAUGGAACCAGUUAAGAGAAGCAGUCAAAAGGAAUAACUUGUUCAGUUUGCCCAAAUUCUCUUCAAGCUUUUGCAACUUCAGUCAUCGUAAAUAUGAAGCAAAUCCUGCCUUUGCUUGGUUGAAAUGCGAAGGGGAUAUCGAAGACUGUGAAAAGUUUAUGCGUGAACACAAGAUAUUGACAAGAGGAGGUAAGCAUUUUGGUUUCAGCACAAAGUAUGUGAGGAUUAGCAUGUUGGAUCUCGAUGCAAAUUUUGAUCUCUUUACCGAGAGAUUAUCUAGAAUUCGACAAUGAUAUUAAGAAUCUGGUGUUUUUUAAGUUAUCUGUUUAUGCGAGCAAAUUACUGGUUGGGGAACACUCAGUGGGAAGAAGUUUUGGGCUUAAUUUCAUUGGGAUUUCAAAUUUAGACAAAAAGAUGGAAACCCGACGAAAAAUGAUCCAUUUUUUUUGUGUGAAUUUUAUGUCUUAGUGAUUCUGCUGGCUCUUCUUUCUCAACCACAUGUGUUUUUUCUUCUUGUUGGUUGUUAAUGAAUUGUUCUAAGAAACUAUUCUACCUAGUUUGUUAGGAUGUUUAUCUUUAACCUUAAUAUAUAUACUAUCUUUGCA